Tyto alba (common barn owl) is the source of this 1783-nucleotide messenger RNA. RefSeq names its product coiled-coil domain containing 15 (gene CCDC15). The record is from RefSeq and is a predicted model, not a curated record. The coding region runs from base 65 to 1495 and encodes 476 amino acids. Lineage: Eukaryota; Metazoa; Chordata; Aves; Strigiformes; Tytonidae. The transcript has 11 exons. Gene Ontology annotation, cellular component: centrosome.
GCCAGGAGGGCGGAAGUGGCGCCAGGAUUCAAAGCGGCGGCUGAGGCGGAAGCGGCGGGCCGGGAUGUUGCCCCCCUGGAAGGGGGGGGCCGGGGAGCACCCGGGGGGUCGCCAGGCGGGACCCCCACGGCAGAGCUGGCGGGCGCUCGCCGAGAGGAACCAGAGCGUGGCCCCCGUGGGUGUUUGGGUGGAGAGUGCCCCGUGGGACAGCCGGGCUUUCGCUUCAGCAUUUCAGGUGGAGGAGGAGCUGAAGGAGCAGCAACGGGAGAAGGCAGCCAGCCUGAGACGCUUCCAGGGAGAGGUGAGGCGGCGGGUGAACCAGCAGGUCAGGAUGCAAAGAAAGCAGCAGCUGCAGAAGUCGUACGAAGCGGCGGAGAGGGAAAGCAGCCUUGUCAUGCAGUACUCGGGCUCCGUGCUGCGUUUGACCCCCGGGAAGAGCACGUGCCUGUUCCAGAGCCACCCCGUGCCCACCAUCUGCGGGCCCGGCGCUCGUGCCGCGCCAGCGCAGCAGCAGGGGAUGCAAAGCCAGCCCUUCCAGCAGCGAGCCGCCGAGCUUAGCAAAACCAUGAAGCAAGUUCGGCACAGGCUGGCAUCCUGCAAAACCACGCCACAAGGAGCAGGUCCCCCCGAACUCCCCGGCGGUGUCUGGAGGCGAGAGAAACCAGAGUCUUGCAAGACAGCCACGGUGCCCACAGAAGAUGGGAACGAGGAAAUGCUUCUGGCAGCACAUCACGAUCUUCCAGCCGAACUACAAGACCAGGGGACAGCCCCGUGUCAGGCUGAGCAAGACGACGACUUCUACAUCAAAAUUGAAUUUGAGAAAUUCUCUGGUGGACCGGUGAAAGACUUGAGCUUGCCCAAACCUCCCCAGGGGCUGCACACCAGCUACCAAGCUCCCCACAUACUCUGGGCUGGUGUAGACCAAGAGGAAACCAAGAAGCAGCGUCAGAACGAGUACCUGAGGUACAGGCGCCUCUUCAUGACUGUCGAGCGAGAGCAGGUGAAGGAACAGCAGAGGCAGAAGGAGAGGCAGAAGAGAAUCGCCCAGAUCAAGAGCAAGAAGGAGAACCAGCGCCGGGCAGAGGAGAAGAUGAUGCAGGAGACAGCUGAGCAGCAAGGACCCUCCCCGGGAGAGGGAGCCUGUGAACCCCUGGCCCAGCUUAAACUGGGGGAGAGGAGAGCGAAGAAGGUUAAGGAGAAACAGCGGCUUAAGGAGCACGUGAGGUACGUCGAAGCUCUAAGAGCCCAGAUGAGGGAAAAGAUAAAACUGUAUAACAUUGACUUGCCCCCGUUGUGCUCCUGCGGGUCCGAUUUCUGGGAAUCCCACCCAGAUACCUGCGCCAACAACUGUGUCUUCUACAAAAACCACAAAGCCUACGGCCACGCGCUGCGGUCCGUCGUCGCGUCCUGCGCCCCCGCGCCCGCCAGCCCCUCGGCGAGGCUGCCGCUCCGGGGCUUGGCUGCUCUCUGCGCUCGCUCGGGGAAGCCUCUGUGACCGGAGCCGCCACGAGUCCUUCCCCUUGCCCCGAUUUCAGUGACUGCUGUAAGCAGAGAGCAGGGCUGGGCUGUGUCCUGCCCGUCUCUCCACCCCACCUUUGCUCUUUUCAGUCCUUGGGCUCAGGUUUAAGCUGCACCUCUCCCGUUUUCCUCCCUGUGUGCGCUUGGCUGGGCCGGGGCCACGGGGCGAUGGUUGGUGCAAACGAGCCGGUUGCUCUGGGGGGCUGGUUUAGAGGCAGGCACUUGAAUUUUGGUGUUCAGCUGCGAAUAAACUGUUUUCAAGGAC